This is a messenger RNA of Blepharisma stoltei, 4705 nucleotides long. Lineage: Eukaryota; Ciliophora; Heterotrichea; Heterotrichida; Blepharismidae. The record is from the annotation of a GenBank genome assembly.
AUGGUAAAAAGACAACCCCUAGUGGUCGUUUUGCUUAGUGUGCCUUUUAGAGUGGCUGUGGGGAUUAGGCAGCAUACAGGAAAAGUGGUGCGAUGGGCUUCUGAAGCUAUUAUACAGUUUAUUUUAGGCUUGCUGAUGAUUUUUAACUUUAGAAGUGGGUUUACUCAGCUUGCAAUCAGCGGAGUUUUCAGAGUGCUCAUUUUAAGCUCAUUUAUGUCUGGAAUAGUUUAUUCUUAUGUGUUAGGAUUAAAAAGACUUUGGUAUGAAGAUCACCCUGUUUUAUCUGGCUUGAUAGUUAUAGCUGAGCUAAUCCUAGCAGCUUAUGUGCUUAAAAAAGGGUGGGGUAUGGUAUUGCCGAAUACUAAAGCAAAAUAUAAUUUAGCAUGUCUUAUAGAUUUGAGUAAAAUAAUUGUGAUUUAUUGGUAUUCCUAUUUAUAUUGUAAAAUAGGCAUUUUUUAUUAAUAAUUAGUCAUAUAUAUAUAUAAUUGAUAUAGUUCGCCAAGGGUUUAAAGACCUUGCAUCAGCUAUUCUCACUGUUCUUACUAUUUGUACAUUGGUAGGAAUACCAAAUCUUAAGAAUAGUCCUAAAGAUGCUGAUAAAUAUUUCAUAUUUGUCCUCAAAGCUUUCUCAUUAGGAAUUGCGAAUAUUGUGGAGCUUCCUUUUAUUAUACUCCUAAUUGCGUUCCCUUGAAGACUAUUUAUGUUCUUUUCUGAAGCCCCAAAACUACAAAGCAAAAAUAAAAGAAUAAUGCUGGCUUUACAUUAUUUUGUCGAUGGGAUUAUAGAUAUCCCAUUUAUAGCGAUUUUACUAAUCCUUUUGGCGACAUUAGUCAAGGCAAGUUCUAUGAUUAAGAUUAUUAAAGAAGGCAGACUUUCUAGAUCCCUUAUUUUUGAGCACUUUUUUAUUCUGAUUUUAGAUGUGAUUACAUUAAUUCUAGGAGCCAUUAUUUUCUGUGGAAUUUUAAGGUCUAAAGCUUUAUACAAAUCAAUACGUAUAGAUCUGGCAAGAAGAGGGGGUGAUAGAAGACAUUUACUUGGAGAUAUGGUUACUCAUCCCUAGUAAAAGAACAAAAUCAUUGGAGAAAUCCCAAUUUUUUAUAUAAAACCUGCCCUACGUGGGCGAGCAAUAAUUUUUUAUGAAAAAAUAAAUAAUAUAAGUGGUAAUUAUUAUAAUGAAAUUUCUAGCUAAAUCUGUUUAAUUUUAAACAGCUUGCAUUUUAAACAUAAACUUUAUAAGUUAAAUUAAUAUUUGCUUUAAAAUUAUUUUGAUUUGAGAUUUUUUAAAAAAUAACUCUUAUCCAUAAAGCACAAGUUUUUUUGUUCGCACAUUGAGGGGGUUAUACAUUUACUUGAUACUAUUUUAUUUAUCCCAGGGUGCAUUAUUUUCCUAGCAGUUUUAAUUCCAGUGUAUAGAUUAAAAUAUAUGCUUAAUUAUUUUGAUUAAAGUCUUCUACACUGGUCCAGGAUUUACUAUAAAAAUUAAGGCAGCGUUAAUCAAGCAUAAAAUCUAGCUUAUUCAAUUAGGUAUAUACACUUUGAUUUUGACAAAAUUGCUAGCAAUAGUGAAGAUUAUCAAAAAUUCCUCUAUGAGCUUUUAUUACAAAUCCCUGAAGAAAUUUCUGAUUUAUUCCAUAUUGUGCUACUUUUAACCAGCAUAGUAUUUUUCUGAAGAUUUUUCCCAUUUAUUCUGACUUUUAGAUUUGGGAAUGACUGGCAUAAAGAUGUCCUCAAACUUUUCAAAAGAGGAAUUUCUGACAUUCCUGCAGGUCUGCUAGGCUGCUUUAUUUUAGUUACUAUAUAUAGAAUCCCAUUAGCAAUAAGAAGAAAAAGACAGCACGAAUAUUGGUUUUUGUUAAUGAUGGAUGUGACAAAAGAAAUUUUGAAGGAUUUUUUGACUCUUCCUUAUUUUCUUGUAAAAUUGGUAUGUCCUUGGAGACUUAUUCCUACCAUGAUCCAGAUAUGAAAAACAAAUAUUCCUAAAGAGCAAAGAAAAAUAAUGAAACAAGAUGGGCUGAGGCCUUUAGAAGACUAUCUUACCUUCAUCUUUGUGAUUAUCCUGAUUCUAUCAAUAUGAAGAACUGCAGAAAUAAUUUCCUUACUCCCCCACCUCCUUUAGAAAAAAUUUUUAGCUCACUUAAGGAAGGGUUAAUUUUUCUUUUUUUAAAAUUUAUGUAUAAUUUUUAUUUCAAUUUUUUUUUUGAAAUGUUAAAAAGUCCACAUUCGAAAUAAUUUUAAAGCAAAUAUUAAUCUAACUUGUAAAAUUUAUGUUUUAAAAUGCAGGCUGUUUAAAAUUCAACAGAAAUAGCUAGAAAUUUCAUUAUAUUAAUUAUUAAUUAUAUAUCAAAAUAUAUCUUCUUAAAAAUAUAUAUUUACUCAAGGAGGGUAGGUUUUAGACCAAAAAAAUAAAGAUUUUUCUAAUGGUUUUGUUCGCUCACAGAGAACAUGGGAGUUAGUGGUCUCGCAUAUUCGCCAAGUCAUAAACCAUGAAAAAGUUACAUCAUCCUUAUUCAGAAAAGUCUUCAGAAAAUUCUGCCAGCUUUUAAUAGACUCUCUGAUGCUAAUUAUGAUGACUUUAAUUUUCGUCAUGAUAAUAGAACUCCCUAACUUUUUUAGAAGAAUGCGUUCUUUCUACUAUUUAUAUAAAGAAAGAAGAGGGAUACAGUUUUUGAUAUACAUUCAAUCAUUAUUCCCAUCUAAACCAGUCGUCAAAGAGAAAAAAGAGCAUAUAAAUAAAUUCAACAAAAAUGUUUUUACUAAUGUUUGCAGCUUUUUGGAUAUAAAAACAUUAGGAAAUGUGGCCCAAGCAAAUAAGAAAUUCAAAGAUUUAGUAUCAUUCCCACCUGUAUGGAAAGAACAGUAUGAAAAAUACUGGAAAAGCCAUAUACCUGCUAGCUCAGUAAGAGAAAUCGCAUGGGACGAUGACUAUAAAAAACUUGCAAUCGAAGGCUAUACGAAUUUUAUUGAAAAAAAUAAAGACGUUAUAUUAGAUGAACAAGAAAGAGAUUAUAGGAUGGGCGCGAGGGCUAUUGUACUAGAAGAGUUUGUGCUGACUUCCUCUCCACGAGCGGACAAAAAAAAUUUUAUUGGCUACAGAGGGGGUUAAUUUUUAAAAAAUUUAUAGAGAAAAAUCACGAUUAGAAAUGGAAAAUAAAUUUGAUUUGCAAAAUGUAUGUUUAAAAAAAGAAAAGUCAAACAGAAUUAGCUCGAGAUUUCAUUAUAUUUUAUUCUUAAAAAUUUUUAUUCACUCAUGGUAGGUGGGUUUUUGCCUAAAAAUAAGGACUUUUCCAAAGGAUUUGUUCACUCAUAGAGCGGAGAGUGAGCAUUUUCGGUUUUCCUCAUAUUAUAGCUUUACCUGCUAAAGCUGUAGUUUAUAUCUUGUCAAAAAUUGAUUAUGAUAAAUAUUUCCAAGGACCAAGAUAUUCUAGGUUAUUUUCAUUUGAAAUUUGGGUAAGUCCAGGUGAAAAUAUCACAAUGUUUUAUAAUUCUUGUAAGAGUGGGGUAAAACCAGACGAAGACACUUUAAAGAGCUUUUAUCAUAUUCAAUUGAACUGUCUUUAUAUUAUUAUGUGCAUUGUUAUGAUUAUUGUGGAGCAGAUCUCAUUUUUUACUUGUGCAUUUGAUUUUUUGCUGUUAAGAAUAUUUUCAUUUGGCACUGCUAUUCCGUUAAAUGUAUUUGCAGGUCAAAGAAAUGCGCAGCAGUUAUGGGCUUUUCAAUAUGCACUGCAGCUGAUAGCUGCAUUAGUAAUUAUAGCUUUAAAGAUAGGAAUAUUAGUAUUCCCAUUUAUGAUGUCCUAUAAAUUCACUAAUUACACUAUUAUAGGCUGUGUUUUUGGUCCAGCAUAUAUAAAUGUAUUAGCUUAUUUGGUGAUCUAUGUGAAUUUAAUAACAGCUUAUAGAUACUUCAGCCAUUUCCAACAAUUUAGACCUCACUUAGCAGGAUACUUUAUAUUUGUUUUUGCUAAUAAAGGAAUUGAUAUUGGAGCUAUUUUAUUGAAAUCUUUAAUAGCAAUUGUGAAAGGUGUAUGGAGACUAAUUUCAGAAUUUGUAAGAGGACUUAAUCGUCACCUUUUCUGAGUAUAUAUAAAUUAUUAUUUAUUUUAAAAUUUUUUAUAAUUAAAAGGUAUUUUUAGAAGAUUAAUAAAAAUUUAUAGUAUUUUUUAAUAAAAAAAUAAUCAAGAAAAAUUUAAUACGCAGAGUUACUGUAUUUUUACCAAAAGGACAGAUUUUUUACCUUUAUAAAGCAAUUUUAAUUUCUAGUGGUGGGACUCUUAAAAACUGGGGAUAUAUAGGAGAUUUAAUAUACACUCCUUUAGUUCUUGCUUGGAUAUUUUGGCCAAUAGCAAUUCCAUAUAUAUUUGGAAACUGAUAUCUUAUAUUAUCAUAGUAAUAAAUGGCUUUGGAUGAAAACUUAAUUUACUCCGUGAGUUCCUUUUCCCUCAACCAACUUUAUUAUUAUGGGGUUAGGUUUUUACUAUACAAGAGUAGAAAAUGUAGAGGAAUCUUAUACUUCGCCACCUUGUGCAUUAUCAGCGAUAAGAUAGAGAAAAAAGCAUCUAGCGACACUGAGCAUCUAGAUGCCCAACUAGAAGUUAGCUAAAUUAAGCUAAUUGAUUGAUAUCUUAUAUUACCAAUUUUCCCAGUUGUAAUAUUUUUACUGAUUAAAGGUUAUGCAAUUGCUAAAAAUUCAUGGGACGAUAAAGAGUAA